Molecule: messenger RNA, 595 nt
Organism: Aspergillus glaucus CBS 516.65
Lineage: Eukaryota; Fungi; Ascomycota; Eurotiomycetes; Eurotiales; Aspergillaceae
Exons: 1
Coding region: 94-525 (143 amino acids)
Source: RefSeq, a predicted model, not a curated record
CCCUAGAACAGUCCCCGGAGUAGACUCUCGGUGAACGUCCGCCGGAGCCGGCAACGGUCACCGACAAGGUUGCCCUUCCUCGCUAUCAAGAAGAUGUCUGUCCGAAAUGGAUCGCCUUUCAGUUCUGAGGGUAUACCAAAUGCCUUGGAACUGGAGGUCGCAAAAUUCCAACACUCACAAUUCCUCCCUUUUAUCUGCCCUCCGUUGUCUGACAGGGAAGGAGUUCCGAUCCUCGAGCAGUUGAUUUCUCAGAGCCUCGUUGAAGUAUCGCAUAUCACCUAUCAGGAUUUCUUGCCAUUUUCCGCCGCGGGUAUUUUUCAGUCUAAACUCCAAUCCGGCAAUGGAAUCGGUCGACCGAUGGGUACGACAGAAUCUUCGUCAAACCAGAAAAGGCUCGAAGAAGCGUUAGGAAUGGAGUUAUUGGACCUUGACAACUGGUAUGCGUGUGCUCAGCGGCAAAGCUUGGAGACGGUUAGUAAGGAGCUAGGGUUCGCUCUGGGGGGGUCUUCUGUAGCCUUCAAAUGAAAUGCUUUCCUAUGUAGAUAGAUGUUGGGUACCAGACUGGCUAUACAUAGCCCUCUACAGUCAAAAGCCU